Trematomus bernacchii (emerald rockcod) is the source of this 2471-nucleotide messenger RNA. RefSeq names its product tubulin, gamma 1 (gene tubg1). Gene Ontology annotation, cellular component: cytoplasm; spindle; microtubule. Gene Ontology annotation, molecular function: GTP binding; structural constituent of cytoskeleton. The coding region runs from base 115 to 1470 and encodes 451 amino acids. NCBI's taxonomy places the organism in Eukaryota, Metazoa, Chordata, Actinopteri, Perciformes, Nototheniidae. The record is from RefSeq and is a predicted model, not a curated record. The transcript is spliced from 11 exons. Gene Ontology annotation, biological process: mitotic spindle organization; mitotic sister chromatid segregation; microtubule nucleation.
ACCAAGCGGGAAGCGGCGGGCUGGUAGUGGUGAAGCGUUUUCAGCAGCAGUCUACUUUUCUUGUGUUAUUUAGCUAGCAAGCAGGUACGCAGGCUAGCUAAAUAAGACUCAAACAUGCCUCGGGAAAUCAUAACGCUCCAGCUUGGACAAUGUGGAAAUCAAAUCGGGUUUGAGUUUUGGAAGCAGCUGUGUGCAGAGCAUGGCAUCAGUCCAGAGGGGAUUGUGGAGGAGUUUGCAACUGAAGGGACAGACAGGAAGGAUGUUUUCUUCUACCAGGCUGACGAUGAGCACUACAUCCCUCGGGCAGUCCUCAUGGAUCUGGAGCCGAGGGUGAUCCACUCCAUCCUCAACUCCCCGUACGCAAACCUUUACAACCCGGAGAACAUCUACCUCUCUGAGCAUGGCGGAGGCGCGGGGAACAACUGGGCUAGUGGAUAUUCACAGGGCAAAAAAAUCCAAGAAGACAUCUUUGACAUCAUUGACCGGGAGGCCGAUGGCAGUGACAGUCUGGAGGGGUUUGUCCUGUGUCACUCCAUCGCUGGGGGGACGGGCUCCGGGCUGGGGUCCUAUCUGCUGGAGAAACUCAACGACAGGUACCCCAAGAAGCUGGUGCAGACUUACUCUGUUUUCCCCAACCAGGACGAGAUGAGCGACGUGGUCGUUCAGCCGUACAACUCGCUGCUCACGCUGAAGAGGCUCACGCAGAACGCAGACUGCGUGGUGGUGUUGGAUAACACGGCUCUAAAUCGCAUCGCCACAGACCGCCUGCACAUCCAGAACCCGUCCUUCUCCCAGAUCAAUCAGCUGGUUUCCACCAUCAUGUCUGCAAGCACAACCACCCUGCGUUACCCGGGCUACAUGAACAACGACCUGAUUGGCCUGAUCGCAUCUCUCAUCCCCACGCCCCGCCUCCACUUCCUCAUGACUGGCUACACACCUCUUACUACUGACCAGUCGGUUGCUAGUGUGAGGAAGACCACAGUGCUGGAUGUGAUGAGGAGGCUUCUGCAACCCAAGAACGUCAUGGUGUCCACGGGGAGAGAGAAGCAGCCGAACCACUGCUACAUCGCCAUCCUGAACAUCAUCCAGGGCGAGGUCGACCCCACACAGGUGCAUAAAAGCCUCCAACGGAUCCGGGAGCGUAAGCUGGCCAGCUUCAUCCCCUGGGGCCCCGCCAGCAUCCAGGUGGCUCUGUCCAGGAAGUCCCCGUACCUGCCCUCUGCCCACAGGGUCAGCGGCCUGAUGAUGGCCAACCACACAAGCAUCGCCUCGCUGUUUGAGCGGACGUGCAAGCAGUACGACAAACUGCGUAAGCGAGAAGCCUUCCUGGAGCAGUUCCGCAAAGAGGACAUAUUCAAGGAGAACUUUGACGAGCUGGACAACUCUCGGGAAGUGGUCCAGCAGCUGAUAGACGAGUACCACGCAGCCACGAGGCCCGACUACAUCUCCUGGGGCGCGCAAGAGCAGUGAACGGACUGACUUGAAUCUCUGAAAUACCAUAGUUGAUUAGCUCAUUUCUUCUCAUUUCUUCUCUUUUCAAACAUGUUCUCCUACAUAUAGGUGUCCCUAAAGAGACAGAUAUUUGGCUAUAGUUGCAUCUCUGAAAUACAUAUUUAUUGGCUUGUUAUAGCAGUAAAUAUAAUGUUUCUGUAUCAAAAUGUAAACAAGAAAACGAGUGGAAACAGCCACUGUAAUUAUAUUAACCAAAAAGUAAAAUCACCUUUUCUGAGCUGGAUCACAUCCUGGAGAUUCUUAAACCUAGUUGAAAUAUAAUAAUCCUUGCCAACAGUCCAGUGAAGUGAAAGUCAACACUCAUUUCUUACAAGUAUGUGCAGAAAACAUUGAUAUGUCUUGUAUAAAAUGAUCUAUAACCGUCUGUUAAUAGUUUUUUCCGUUUUCCUUAUACUCAUAUUUCCCGCCUUGUAGCCUAUUUGGUUUUCAGCAUUGCAAGAACAUGUGUUGCCUUGCUUUGGUCUAUUUUUAUACUGAAUACAGUAUUUUGUGCAGUUGAGUUACAGUAAAACUACCACCCCACACAAAAUGAUUGCCUUGAAUACUGACAGUACGGUUGACAGAAUAUGUUGCAUGAUGGGUAACGCAGGUUCUUGCAUCCCAGACAUUUCUGUCAUCGGGCCGUCAUCUGUUUGCUGCUGAUACACAUUGAUCUUUUUUUACUGCUGUACAAAACCAACAUCAAGUCAAGUUGGGCUUGAGCCAAAAAUGUUAAAAUACAUGCUAUAAAUUAAAUGGCUUUGACAUUUUAACAGCAUUGGCCGAGUACAAUUUGCACAGACGAACAUAGUGUACAACAAUGGAUUUCAUUUCAUCACUUCAUCUCCAUGCUUGUAUAUAUGCUUCAAAGAAUAGCUCAUCACUGACAUUCUCUGUAUUGUCUUAAAUGAAUAUACCGUUUCAUGUUGCUUUGCUUGUUGGACCUGUUUGAAAUGGUUAAUAAAACACGUUUUGUAUUA